AUGUCAAGUAAAGCAAAGCAAGAGAUUUUGGCAGAAACCAAGAUAAUCCCCGAGUUGAGCAAAUUCUGCAUAGCUGAAAAUGCUAUUUGGAACAUUAACAGCGAGAAUAUGGAAGAAACUAUUUCAAAAAUCAAAGAACUUAUAUCAAGUAAAGACGUUACGCUCAAGUUUGUUGAGCUUUUAAUUGAAAAAACAAAGAAAUUCAGAAUUAGACAGAAUUCAGUUCUACUCCAUCUCAUAACGGUGCUCCAUAAUAUUUAUCCAGAAUACUCUCAAUUCGAAUCGAUGAUUAAGAUGUGGGUACCGCUCUCAGACAUCGAGCAAUCAUCUCCUCUUGAAUAUCAUAUCAUAAUGGACAAUGUUGAAGAAUUUAAGAAAUUUAUCGAAGGAAAGGCAACAAAACAAACCAAAAAGAAAAACUAUCUCGAACAGGCAUGUAAAUACGGCUCUGUUGAUUGUUUCAAGUACUUAGUUUCAAACGGAGCCGUAUUAUCAGACGACGCUCCAAAACUCGCAGCAACAGGCGGAAAUAUUACCAUAUUACAGUUGAUUGAAGGCCUAGGAAGAAAUAUUGUAGGAAUUCAUCAACAGGCGAUCAAAGCUCACCACAAUGAUGUAGUUGAAUGGCUUAUGGACAAGUAUGACUUUAUCAAGGAGCUAAAUUCAGCAGAGAUAUUACAGACAACAAAUGUCACGCUCUUUAAUUACUGUAUGGCCAAUAAUAUUGACGUCAAUAACACCGAUCUUCUUUUCUUCCCUUGCCAGAUUGGUUCUUUACCAUUAUUGAAGUAUUUCGUUGAGAAACUAAAUAUUACAGAUAGCAGUGGUGCCAAGCAGAGCCCGCUUAUUGCAGCAAUCCUAAAUGAUUCUGCAGAAUUAAUUGAAUACUUGGCAUCCCAUGCUUUCGAAUUGAAUCAAACCGUUCAAUUUGAGAACCACAAAAUUUCCUUACUAUCUUUUGCGUUAAAACAUCAGAAAAUAGAAGCAGCAAACGCAUUAGCUGACCAUGGAGUCCAAACUUCGUGGGAUGAGCUCAAUAAAUCACUUGAAUCUAACCAAUUAUCAUUGACAGCCAAGAUUAUGAGUAAUGGCGCAUUGAAUAACCCAUGCGAAUGCGAAUCACCGUUGAUGGGCGCAACAGAAAAAGGAAAUUUAGAUGUAAUGAAGAUAUUCUACGGCCAAGGACAAGAUGUUAACUAUGUAUUCAAGGGAAAGAGUGCACUAUCAAUCGCUGCAACCAAAGACGACCAAAAAUUGAUGGCAUUUCUCAUUGAAAAAGGAGCAAACGUCAAUUUGCAAACAGACCAAAACCCUCUUUUCCUUGCUAUUGAAAGUGGUAAGGAAGAUAAUGUUAAGUUCUUACUGGAUCACGGUGCAGAUCCGAACAUGCACUGCAUUAUUAACAAAAAAGAUUAUUCUCCAUACGAAUACGCAAUGAUUAAGAGGAAGCUAGAGAUAGCCCAACUCUUUGAGACACCAAAAGAACAUGAAGCAAUUGAUCAAAUUUUAGAAAUCCAAAAUCCCGAUGAACCUCAACAGGUUCCUCCACCGCCAGCUGAAGUUGACGAACCAAAGCUCCAAUUAGUAAAGAAGAGUAAGAAGAAAUCAAGAAUUGCCAAAUUUAAUAUUCCUCAGAACGAAUUAGAAGAAGUAAAAGCCAAAAUACAGCAUACAUCCGACCAAAGACCAUCAAAUUGGAGUGAGCUUCUCCAAAAGAUCAGAAUGGUCCAGCAACAAGAGCAAGUUCAGCAACAACAGCAGAAAAUGCAGCAAGAAUAUCAGAAGAGGAUUCAGAGACAAAAGGCGGCAAUCCAAGCUGAAGAAGCUGCAAAAAGAGAGCAGCAGGCUCAAAAUGAAAAAGCUCAGCAGGAGAAUCAAAACGAAAACAAGUUUGUUGCAGGAAAAACAUUAGACUGUCAACUUGUUUGUCCCAACGAGAUUGUUGACAGACAUUACGUUGAGUAUUUGGUCAAGAAAGGAAUCUUGAAGGGUGUUGACAUGGAAAUAUUAACAAUGUAA
This is a messenger RNA of Trichomonas vaginalis G3, 2019 nucleotides long. RefSeq names its product spectrin binding. Bases 1 to 2019 code for a protein of 672 amino acids. Gene Ontology annotation, molecular function: transcription cis-regulatory region binding; protein binding. The record is from RefSeq and is a predicted model, not a curated record. Gene Ontology annotation, cellular component: nucleus. Gene Ontology annotation, biological process: positive regulation of transcription by RNA polymerase II. The transcript has a single exon. NCBI's taxonomy places the organism in Eukaryota, Parabasalia, Trichomonadida, Trichomonadidae.